UUGGAAGGCCUAGAUUGUCGGAUCUGUCAGACACUGCCUAAGAGUUGAACCUCUUGCCUAACAAGAAGCAAAACAUGGCUCCAAAUAUGACAGAGGAAGAGAUAGCAAGGCAGAAGGCAAUCGAUGACUGGCUUCCAAUCACUGCUUCCAGGAAUGCCAAAUGGUGGUACUCGGCUUUCCACAAUGUCACUGCCAUGGUCGGUGCCGGUGUUCUCAGCCUGCCUUAUGCCAUGUCACUCCUAGGAUGGGGUCCUGGUGUCACUGUCCUUAUUUUGUCAUGGAUCAUCACCUUCUACACUCUAUGGCAAAUGGUUGAGAUGCACGAAAUGGUUCCGGGUAAGCGGUUUGAUAGGUACCAUGAGCUUGGUCAGCAUGCCUUUGGUGAAAAGCUUGGACUUUGGAUUGUGGUGCCUCAACAGCUAGUUGUUGAAAUUAGUACAGACAUUGUGUACAUGGUCACAGGAGGGAGAUCAUUGCAGAAGUUCCAUGAACUAGUUUGCCCCAAUUGCAAAUCUAUCAGGACCACUUACUUCAUCAUGAUUUUCGCUUCUGUGCACUUUGUUCUAUCUCAUCUCCCCAACUUCAACUCUAUUUCCGGUAUCUCACUGGCUGCAGCAGUCAUGUCCUUAACUUACUCCACUAUUGCUUGGGCAGCUUCUGCUGCAAAGGGUGUUGAACCAGAUGUGGACUACGGUUACUCAGCCAAAAGCGCAGUCGGAAUUACUUUUAACUUCUUCACCGCCUUGGGAGAUGUAGCAUUUGCCUAUGCUGGUCACAAUGUGGUUUUGGAAAUCCAAGCAACAAUCCCUUCUACUCCAGAGAAACCUUCAAAGGGCCCCAUGUGGAAAGGAGUGGUUGUUGCAUAUAUCGUUGUGGCCAUUUGCUACUUCCCUGUUGCUCUGAUCGGGUACUGGAUGUUUGGAAAUUCUGUUGAUGACAACAUCCUCUUGACACUAGAGAAACCUCGUUGGCUUAUUGCAGCAGCUAACAUGUUUGUUGUUAUCCAUGUCAUUGGAAGCUACCAGAUAUAUGCUAUACCAGUGUUUGACAUGAUGGAAACUUUUCUGGUGAAGAAAUUGAAGUUCAAACCAUCUUUCACACUCCGAUUUAUCACUCGCAAUGUAUAUGUUGCGUUUACAAUGAUGGUCGGGAUAAUAAUCCCUUUCUUCGGUGGUCUCCUUGGUUUCUUUGGAGGACUUGUUUUGGCCCCAACAACAUACUUUCUCCCCUGCAUCAUUUGGCUCAUCAUCUAUAAACCCAGACCUUUCAGCAUAACUUGGAUGGCCAAUUGGAUCUGCAUUGUGCUUGGUGUGGCAUUGAUGAUUGUAGCACCUAUUGGGGGACUAAGGACUAUCAUCCUUAGAGCCAAGGAGUACGAGUUCUUCUCAUGAACUAAAAUUGGCAUUAGUUCAGAAUCAGAUGAUGGCGAUGAAAAUUAUAUGAAUAUCUACCUGUCUAGAUUUGCU
Molecule: messenger RNA, 1466 nt
Organism: Quercus robur (English oak)
Lineage: Eukaryota; Viridiplantae; Streptophyta; Magnoliopsida; Fagales; Fagaceae
Product: lysine histidine transporter 1-like
Exons: 7
Coding region: 75-1391 (438 amino acids)
Cellular component (GO): plasma membrane
Source: RefSeq, a predicted model, not a curated record